Messenger RNA from Didymodactylos carnosus, 1014 nucleotides. NCBI's taxonomy places the organism in Eukaryota, Metazoa, Rotifera, Eurotatoria, Philodinida, Philodinidae. The record is from the annotation of a GenBank genome assembly.
AUGUCAAACGAUAAACAAAGUAAUCUACUUGAACAAAUUCGUAAAACAACGACGGUAGUAGCUGAUAGCGGUGACUUUGAAACAUUAAAAAAAUAUAAACCGACCGAUGCUACAACAAAUCCGUCGUUAAUUUUACAAGCAGCUGGUAUGUCACAAUAUGAUCAUUUUAUUGAUGAAGCAAUCAAAAUGUGUAAAGAAAAACAAGAUAAAGCACAAGAUACAAAUUUGAAUAAUGAUCAAUCCUUAAUUGAUGAUAUUAUGGAUCAUUUAUUCGUUGUGUUUGGUCGUGAAAUAUUAAAAGUGGUACCAGGACGAGUAUCAACUGAAGUAGAUGCACGUUUAUCAUUUAAUAAACAAGGACAAAUAAAUAAAGCUCGACAUUUAAUUGCAUUAUAUGAUAAAAUGGGCAUAGAUAAACAACGAAUAUUAAUCAAAUUAUCAUCAACAUGGGAAGGUAUACAAGCAGCCAAUGAAUUAGAAAAACAGCAUGGUAUUCAUUGUAAUAUGACAUUGAUAUUUUCAUUUGCACAAGCAUUAGCUUGUGCUGAUGCGAAUGUUACAUUAAUAUCACCAUUUGUUGGUCGUAUUUAUGAUUGGUAUAUUGAGAAACAAGGUAAAAAAGAAUAUGAUAUUGAAGACGAUCCUGGAGUUCAAAGUGUGACAAAAAUUUACAAUUAUUAUAAAAAACAUGAUAUUAAAACAGUUGUUAUGGGUGCAUCAUUUCGUAACAUUAAACAAAUAAUUGGUUUAAAUGGAUGUGAUCUGCUAACAAUAAGUCCAAAAUUAUUAGACGAAAUGGAAAAAUCGACGGAUCAAAUUAAACUUUAUUUAAAUAAAGAUCAGGCUAAACAAAUGAACGAUAUUGAACAUGUGAACAAAUUAGAUGAAAUAAGAUUUCGUUGGAUGAUGAAUGAGGAUGAAAUGGCCAGUGAUAAAUUAGCCGAUGGUAUUCGAAAAUUUGCAGCUGAUGCUAAAAAAUUAGAAGAUCUAAUUCGAAAACGUUUGGAAAAAUAA